Molecule: messenger RNA, 1737 nt
Organism: Boeremia exigua
Lineage: Eukaryota; Fungi; Ascomycota; Dothideomycetes; Pleosporales; Didymellaceae
Exons: 2
Coding region: 250-1377 (375 amino acids)
Molecular function (GO): oxidoreductase activity
Source: RefSeq, a predicted model, not a curated record
CAUCCAUGCCAAGCACAACGCAGCUAAGACUAAUUAUAAUCAACUUAUGAACUCUCGUAUUGGCAUCCGAGCCAUCCCGCAAUAAUCGGACCAUCAGCCUUCUCUUCGUCAAUUGCUAGAACAGUUACUAUAUAUAUAAUGAAGGGGAUGCCACAGUGUUAAACUUCAUCACAAUCGUUUUGCCUCGACUCAACCAACUCCAAACUCGCCGUUGUACCCAAUCCAAGAGACCUUGACGAUUCAAGCACCAUGGUCCAUAUUCCAAGUAUGAUUGUGAAGAGCUGGAUACUCAUAGCCGGUGUCACCCAGGCUGCACCAGCAGGGCUAUCAGGUUUGAGUUUGCGGCAAGAUGCGGAGCCCGCGUCCUGCACCGACGAGGUUCGCCUGAUACGACGAGAGUGGGGGGACAUCUCUUCUGAAGAACGCCUGGCUUUCAUUAGCAGCGUUCAGUGUCUUAUGGAGCUCCCAUCGCGUAUUCCUGAAGGCCUUGCACCGGGGUCUCGAAGUAACUACGACGACUUCAUUGCAACGCACAUUAAUCGCACUCUCAACGUGCACACAAAUGGGGUUUUUCCCACUUUUCACCGCGAGUUUAUUUACAUCUUCGAAAAUGCUCUACGUACUGAGUGCGGCUAUCAGUAUGCUCUUCCGUAUGUUGACUGGACAAAGUGGGCCAGUGAUCUUGCUAGUUCACCGAUCUUUGACGGCAGUGAGACAUCGCUCGGCGGCAAUGGGAUCUUCGACGCGAAUCGUACUGCUGCAAUUAUUCCAGGAACCACAACAACGCUAGAAAACGGCGAUGGAGGAGGCUGUGUGGUAACCGGUCCUUUUGCUAAUCUCACUCUAUCUUUCCAAGUCUUUCCUCAGAUUACGGACUUUGGCAACCUUCCAGUUCUCGAGGAUCCUUUGGGUCACUACCCACACUGCUUGACCAGAGACCUGAACAAUGCCAUCGCAAGGGCUUCGUACUCAACUUCUAAGAUCGACAACAUCAUCUCAGCUCCAGACUUCAUCAACAUGGUAACUGAACUCGAUGCCUCUGGUGUCGACGGCAACAACGACAUAGGUGUCCACGGCGGUGGUCACUACUCGGCUGGUCCGGAUAUGUGGGAUUUCUGGGCUAGUCCAUCUGACCCUACGUUUUGGUUGCACCAUGGUUUUGUAGACAAGAUCUAUGCUGACUGGCAGUCUGGUGAUCCUGACACACGUGUUAAUGCAGAAUCAGCCAUUGCCGGGACAGAUGCUCUCUUCAACGAUGGAUCAGGCACCGCCGCCACGCUCGACUAUGUCAUUGAUAUGGGCUUCCUAGCGAGGGGCAAGCCAAUCAGAGACAUUGUCGACAUCUCAGGAGGGGACUACUGCUAUAGGUAUGAGUGAAGCUCGAUGUGGAUAUCAUACUAGUCUUGGAGAUGACUCUACUUGGCUAUCUUGGAUUUGGGCUGCUGUAAUGUGUAUAGAUACAAUCUGAUUUAAGUACCUCACGAGCUACCAAUGGGACUCGGCCAAUACUCACAAACACUGUCUUGCAACACUACAGUGCACUACAAUAGCACAGACUCGCACGUAUAAAACCUAGGUGGACUAAGUAGGAUCUUGCUAAGAGCUUAGUCUCGAGGGCGUUGUGGGAUAGCGGGAGUGUACUGAAUCGGAUUAUAAGAUAAGAACGAGAAUAUAUAAUAGCACGUAAGGGGAAAGAAAUAGGAGAAGUUUAACUAUAUAAUUGUCUAGAGAGUAGGU